This is a messenger RNA of Ostrea edulis (European flat oyster), 2045 nucleotides long. RefSeq lists its product as uncharacterized. The coding region runs from base 660 to 1364 and encodes 234 amino acids. NCBI's taxonomy places the organism in Eukaryota, Metazoa, Mollusca, Bivalvia, Ostreida, Ostreidae. Gene Ontology annotation, molecular function: GTP binding. The transcript has 5 exons. The record is from RefSeq and is a predicted model, not a curated record.
UAGCAGUUCUAUUCAUUGGGGAAUGUGGAUCAGGAAAAAGUACUACGAUUAACACUAUCUUGGGAGAAGAUGUAUGUGAAGCGGGGAUUACAUUGGUUAAGAAUGGGAUAACAAAAGAAGUUAAAGCUUACCCUGGUAUACUGCGGAAAAGGAUUCCAGCAGAGGAAGAAUGCAGUCAUGAAGAUUCUAAUGACCAUAAAGCAGAAAUUGAUGAGGAUCUUAGCAAAGAGGGAAAAUCCGAGGAUAAUGAAGACAAUCAGAAUGAUGUAGAAAAUAAAGGCAGUGCGAAAGACAAUGACCACAGAGUGGAUAAGGACAAGAACCAGAAAAGUGGAAAUGAAAUCAAUCGGGAAACCGAGGGAAAUAAAAAUGAACGGACUGUUACGCAAUUGUCUGAUAUACAAGCUUCUGAUAAAGAUAUAACAACUGGGAAAGUUGGAGAUUUGGAGCCGAAGUCUUCAGAUGAUACAACAAAAUCAGACAAUCUAUCUUCUGUGGAAAGUGAUUCAAGAAAACAUCCUCGAGGAAAAGAUAACGACAGAAAGCGGAAAUCUUCACGAGAGACAUCAGGAAAAGCUCGAAAUUUAAGACCAAAGUCUUCAAAUGAGGAAAAAUGCAGUGAUGAAGAUUCUAAAGACCAAACUAACCGUAAAGCAGGAAUGGAUGAGGAUGUUAGCAAAGACGGAAACUCCGAGGAUAUUGAAGACAAUCAGAAUGAUGUAGAAAAUAAAGGCAAUACGAAAGACAAAGAUCACGAUGUGCAUAAGGACAAGAACCAGAAUAAAGGAAAUAAAAUCAACCAGAAAACCGAGGGAAAUAGAAAUGAACCGAAUGAUACGCAAUUGUCUGACAUGCAAGGUGCGGAAGAUGAUAUGCCAUCAAAACAAAAACACGACAAAUGGCGGUACGAAGAAAUACCAGUAACACUUUAUGAUACGCCUCUUUUUGACGAAGUCCUUGGGGAUAAAAGCAUUAACAGUCGGGGAUUUCACGCUAUUGGACUGUUGUUACCGUUGACUAGACUUACAGAGGAAAGAAAAAAGUUCUUCAAGCAAGUAUCAGAAGCCUUUGAUGGAAAGCUUUCGCAAUAUACUAUAAUAAUAUUCACCCACAGUGAAAACCAAGGAGGAAUAGACGAAAUUAAGAAGGAAGUAAACCUCGCUAAUGACAAACACUUAAAUGACUUGAUAACAAAGUCAGGGGAUAGGUGCGUUUUAUUUGAUCCAACUAGAAAUAAAGAUGAAAUGGCUUUGGAAUUUACGGAAAAAUUGAUGGAUGUGGUUGAUAAUACAAGCCACGAACAGAUUCAUCUACAAAAAGAGUCCUUCGGAAAAGUAAUGUUUAAAAGACUACGACUCACGUAGCUGUUUAUGAAGUGAAGCUGGGGACAAUACAUGUACAUAAUUAAAUCUUCAUAAACUGUAAACCCGAUACAUUUACUUUUUUGAUUUUAACAAUAAGUAACACGUGUAAAUUAUGAAAUAUCGCAUGACUUGCAAAGUUCAUUUUCAAAGCACUAAAGUAAAACAUAUAUAUGCAUGUAAAUAUUUGUUGCAAUCUUUAAGACCGCCGAAUAUCAAGUGGCAAGAGGUGAGAUAUACAUUACCUACAUGCACCAUAAAUAAAUAUUCACAUAAGCAUUUUACAUAUUUGGCAUGAAAUAUAUUAAAUAUAAUGAAAAGGAGCUGAUUUCACUGUGUAUAACUUUCAAUUAAAGCGUCGAUAGAUCUUUUCAUUCCGAGCUGGUGUUAGCGCAAUGCAUUGUGACGUCAAACGUUUUGUCUAUAACGGAUGAAAAGCAUGAGUGCUGUGCAUUUCCUUUCUUGCCAAUUAAUGUUUGGCGGUCUUAAUCAAAAGAAUUUUUUGUUAUCAUAAACUACUAUUUACAGCAUUUAGCUAUAACCAUGCGAUUAUUGAUUAGCCAAUGACUGAACAGAGCUCCAAUACGGAUGGAUCUAAAAACCCACAUUCGAUUUGUCGUACAUUUUAUUUAGUAAAAUGAAUAAAUAUCUUUUACAAAAAAUAUUUUGCUGAUUCAUAGGAUA